Python bivittatus (Burmese python) is the source of this 2259-nucleotide messenger RNA. The record is from RefSeq and is a predicted model, not a curated record. Lineage: Eukaryota; Metazoa; Chordata; Lepidosauria; Squamata; Pythonidae.
UCAAAGACUGAAAACCAGUUCCCCUGCAGUGGGACUACAGCUCCCAUCACCCAUGGCUAUCCCAGCCUUUAGCUGAGUUGGCCUGGAGGGCUGAUGGGUGACGUGGAGCUGGAGGGGCCCCAAGCCAGUGAAACAAGGUUCCGGCAGGGAUCCCUCAUCUUGGGUCUCCUGGCCGCCAAAGGGAACAGGGUGGCCUCUUCGGGGUCACUUGGCACCCGCAGACCUGCCGGUCCCCUCUCCUGCCCCCGCUACCGCUCUUCUCAUCCGCUGGACCAGCCCGGCCGGCCUGCAGCUCAACCGCAACGCCUUGGCUGGCCAAGCCCCCCUUCCUCUCCUCCCCCACCCCAAGUGGGGCUCUUGUAGAGGUUCCGGGUCCCUUCCUGGCGGAAGGAAUCCGCGUUCCUGCUGGAGGGGUGAACUGGCAGCGAGGGGGACAAAUGCUCCCGGGGGCCUCGUGGGUGGACUUCUGGAGCGUUUGGGAAAAAAGGGAAGAGGGAAGAUGGAGCAGGAUGAGGGUGAAAGGGUCAGGGGCAUUCCUGCAUUUCCCUUGGGGAAGGGCUGCUCGGACUGGAAGCCACGAGGGCACUUGCAGACGGAGGCACAGUGCCGUUGGGCGAACCUUGGCAACGCCCUUUCGGGCUGAAUGUGCCGGGGAGAGAAGAGCUUGCCGAGGGCCUGAAAGCUGCUGGGUGACCUCUGUUCGCAGGAAGCUGCUCUGCUGCCAAAAAAUGCGGGGCUGGAAGAGCGCCGGGGCUUUACUUGUGAGUCAGGGACGGGCGAGGCCAGAAGCUAAGGCAGAAAGGAAGGAGCCCCUCCCCAAUCCAGAGCUGCAGAUCUCCAGGCAGUUGCAGACCAUCAGCCUCCUUCAGCCCCGAUGCAGCCUGUGCCGAAGAGGGGGACCUGGUGGCGUGGGUCCAGCCAGGUUGGAAGUCACCAGGGAUGAGGAGAAUUUGGAACCCAGAUCUUGCGCACCAGGCCCACGCGUCCUGCUGAGGGUCUCAAAGUCCAAGUGCCAGCCGGCUGCUUUGUCUUUGGGGAAGACGUCCUCCCAUCUCCAGUUCACAUGGGCGGCACAAUUAGCCCCGACAGGCCUGGAAAACAGGAGGGCUGCGUCAAGCCCGGCCUCAACAAUGAAGACCCCACGGAACCCCUGCUCUGGAGAUACGCCGAGCUUCACGUGCCCAGCAUGCAACCGCCCCGAGUGCACCACCGGCUUUGCAUGGGCAACAUAUGCUCACCCAGGUCCUGUAGAUUUUUUAAACCUUGACUUAACUGAGGUGCGUGCAGGUAACUUUUUGCACAGAGGAACGUCCCUUACGCAGGCCUCCAACGGCAUGUCAAGCUGGCUUCCUGUGUCCGACUCCCAAGCCAAAAGUCGAGAACUUUCCCAUUUUUGCUGCACCUGCGCCCCAAUUGCUAGAAACAUGGCAAUGACUCUUCUUGGCCAGCUGGCAGGCUGGUGGAGGCAACCAGCCGACCAAGAGGCUGCAAUGUCAGGCAGGUCUGCAGGGUGUGGUCCAGAAAGCCAAGAUGGCGGCCGUGACAGUGCGAUGCACCUAAAAACUUGGUGGAGCCUUGAUUGCCCUGUCGCGGCUGCCAUCUUGACUUUCUGGACCACGCCCUGCAGUUGCUCCUGGUGGCGUGCAUCCUUGUGGGGCUUCGGCAAGAUCAAACCUAAGUCAGACUUCCCGACCAGGCAUUGGCCAAACGAUCUGGAUUUCAAUUCCCAGAAUUCCCAGCUAAGCCUGACCGUAAGCUGGUCCCUCUGGAAGGUGAGGCUCAAUCUGGCUGGAGGACAUCAGCUGGGCAAGGCUGAUAGGUCAAGGAGACAAGAAGACUUUUCUGAAUUGGCUUUAAAUCUCUGACAUUUGAUCUUUGUAGCUGUUGCUUUUAAAUGUGCCCACUGUCUAAAGGAGGUUUUCGGCCCAGAGAAGCAUAUAUAAAUAUGCCCACCUAGGAAAUAUAUGAGUCAUGCCCCAAAUUGAUAAAUGCAUGCAUAUUUACAUCCACCUAUCCAUCUCCCCCCGUCUCCCCACCACGUUUGCUUUCAUUCUGGUGGACGAGGCAAGUCCUUAGGAGGCUGUUAUGGAGGAGUGGCACUGAUUCAAGGUGAGAGGAGCGGAGAAAAGAGAAAGCUAGGAGGCCAGGCAGCAGGAGGAGAGAAGGAACAUACUGUGAUUAAGAAUAAGCCAAUCCUUGGAGUGACCGAGACGGUGUUUGAAACUUGUCUGCAGAAUCCUCAAAGGGUUGGUCUGGUUG